GGUGGCGUCCGUAAUGAAAGCGCGAAUGUCGUGAUCACUCCUUUUUUUAAGGUUAUGUUGUUCAUACAUUUUCGUUGUUGUUUAUAAAUAUACGUUAAUGCUUUCGUCGAGAUUAUAUUAGCAACGUAUUAUUGGUUAAUCUCUCUCGAUCCAAAUACAAUAUUAUCAACAAGCAGCACAAAAUAAGUCAUCAAAAUGUCAGGCGGAAUGCUCUAUGGCGGGGAUGAAAUUGGUGCAUUGGUCUUCGACCUUGGCCAUCACUCGCUUAGGGUAGGCUAUGCCCAAGAAGACACGCCGAAAGCAGAAAUCCCUGCUGUAGUUGGCAUUGCUGAAGAUGGCAAUGGCACAGCAGCUAAAAUUGAACCAAUGGAUAUUGAUGACAAAAAAUCUGACAGUAAUAUAACACAAUCAAAAAACAAAUAUUACAUUGAUACUACUAUACUUCACGUGCCAAGACCAGGCAUGGAUGUCGUCAGUUACAUGAAGGAAGGCAUGAUCGAAGAUUGGGAUCAUUUCGAAAAGGUUUUGGAUUACACAUACUCCAAGGUCAUUCAAUCUGAUGCGGAAUACCAUCCUGUACUUUUUUCCGAAUCCCCAUGGAACAUUCGAACAAAACGUGAAAAGCUUACAGAGCUAAUGUUUGAAAAGUACAAUGUACCGGCAUACUUCCUUGUUAAAAAUGCAGUUUUAGCAGCAUUUGCAAACGGCCGAGCCACAGGAAUAGUGGUUGACAGUGGCGCAACACAUACUUCAGCUGUUCCAGUGCAAGACGGCUUUGUUCUCACUCAAGCAAUCGUAAAAUCGCCUCUGGGCGGUGACUACAUCAGCAUGCAAUGCAGACAAUUUUUGCAGGACAAUGAUAUCGAUCUAUCACCCUCAUACAUGGUUGGCAGCAAAGAAGUUGUUAAGGACCAUGAAAAACCGAAAUGGGUUAAGAAAAAAGGCAUUCCUGAGGUGACCAAGUCCUGGCACAAUUACAUGGUGAAGAAGCUUGUGCAGGAUUUCCAAGCCAGUUCGUUGCAAAUUUCAGAAACUCCAUAUGACGAAAAAGUCGUUUCAUCCGUGCCCGCUGUUCAGUACGAAUUUCCAACGGGUUAUCAUCAAGAUUUUGCGUCGGAAAGGUUUCGAAUACCAGAGGCAUUGUUUGAUCCGUCGAUGGUUCAGAUGCGGGGUGGGAUGGUCGGUAACACAAUGCUUGGCGUUGGUCACAUUGUCACAACGAGUGUUGGAAUGUGUGAUGUCGACGUUAGACCGGCGCUCUAUGGCAGCGUUGUUGUCACCGGUGGAAAUUCAUUUAUACAAGGAUUUCCAGAACGCCUGAACAGAGAUUUGUCAAUGAGAAUACCAUCGAGCAUGAGACUGAAAUUGAUAAGCGCGAACGGGUGUGCAGAGAGAAGAUUCGGUGCGUGGAUUGGCGGUUCGAUACUCGCUUCGAUUGGAACCUUUCAACAGAUGUGGAUUUCGAGCCAAGAAUAUGAAGAGAGUGGCAAGAGCCAAGUUGAAAGGAAGUGUCCUUGAUUCUUGUAAUAUUUUUAUAAAAACGGUCCUCGAUUAGAUUAGUCGUAGAAAAAAAUGAGAAAAACAUUCGAAAACGAACUCAAAAUGAGUCCAAUGGAUCUUCUUAAUUGUGCACACACGGAACGAAGAUAAAUCUGUGUUCCACGAAUAGAAAGAUCGAUUUUUCAUGCAAAACACGGAGAAGUUAUGCAUUUUCAUUGUUUCCAUUCUCAUUUUUCGAUAAUCAAUUUCUUUUCGCGAAACGACAUGUAUAUUUUUGCGGAUAUUUUAUGUUCUGUAACACCGGGUUUUGUACAAUAGACGGUGUGCAAAAAAAAACAAAUUAUCGAAGGUGUGCGUUUUUUUUUUUAUUCAACUGUUUUGUAUCUCAAGAAAAAUGAUCUCGAAGUGAAAAUAAACACGGUAAGUUUCGAAUAUCUUAUUGAGAAAGAAAGUGGUUUUCUACUGUAUUGAAAAAUUUGUAUACAUUGGUUCGCGAGUCAUUUUUCAGAUAACGUAGAAAAAAUAACGAGUCACAUUAUUUUUGACGAUGAUAUACAAGGUUUUCUAUCUGAAGUAUUCCAGUACAAUAAUCGUACGUGAAAUAGUAAUUAAGGCACGGAGAUUAUAAAAACAUAUAAUUGUUAUAAUAAAAAAAGCGUACAAUAUUUAUAUUAAUAUUAGAUUGUACUUGAGGCUCGGAUUAUUGAACAAUUAUCGAUUUUGCUCUCAUAAUAAAAAAUGACAUGGUGAAUAAAAAUGUUUUGGCGGUU
Venturia canescens is the source of this 2270-nucleotide messenger RNA. RefSeq names its product Brahma associated protein 55kD (gene Bap55). The transcript is spliced from 6 exons. Gene Ontology annotation, molecular function: chromatin binding. Gene Ontology annotation, cellular component: SWI/SNF complex; NuA4 histone acetyltransferase complex. Bases 196 to 1518 code for a protein of 440 amino acids. NCBI's taxonomy places the organism in Eukaryota, Metazoa, Arthropoda, Insecta, Hymenoptera, Ichneumonidae. Gene Ontology annotation, biological process: regulation of transcription by RNA polymerase II; chromatin remodeling; nervous system development. The record is from RefSeq and is a predicted model, not a curated record.